Penaeus chinensis is the source of this 3578-nucleotide messenger RNA. Its product is annotated as calcium homeostasis endoplasmic reticulum protein-like. The coding region runs from base 110 to 2944 and encodes 944 amino acids. The transcript is spliced from 18 exons. Gene Ontology annotation, biological process: RNA processing; intracellular calcium ion homeostasis. The record is from RefSeq and is a predicted model, not a curated record. Gene Ontology annotation, molecular function: RNA binding. Lineage: Eukaryota; Metazoa; Arthropoda; Malacostraca; Decapoda; Penaeidae. Gene Ontology annotation, cellular component: perinuclear region of cytoplasm.
CAUGUCAGGGAAAAGACGAAAGCAAAGCACAGCGUCUACUAUUAGUGUGUGUUUUGUGUACUUUGCGUAGUGCAUUUUAUUUCUCAAGUGUUAUAAUUCGUGUUAAUCGAUGAUGGAACUUCCCCAGCCUCCUCCAGAUCAGGAACUUAAAAACAUUAUAGACAAACUUGCACAGUUUGUGGCUCGCAAUGGACCUGAGUUUGAGCAGAUGACCAAGACUAAACAGAAAGAAAAUCCAAAGUUUAGCUUUCUGUUUGGUGGAGAAUACUUUAACUAUUACCAAUACAAAGUUACAACAGAACAAGCAAUGCUGGUGAUUUUUCAUUCUACUGAAGGAAAAGUACUGAAGCAUCGUCAAGCCCGGGAACAGCAACAGCAGCAGCAGCCUCCCCAGCCACAGCAGCCACAGCAGCCAGCCUUGCACCAGGUUCCCCCUCCACCUCAGGCACCAUUUUCCGGUGGAGGUGCUCCCGCCCCUUUCCCAGGCCCAAACUACCCUCCUGCCUAUGGCUAUCCUCCAACCUCAGCAUACCCUGGUGGUGAUGUGCCGCCGUUCCCUCAGGGAGCGGUCCCCCCGGCUGGCUUUACUCCGGGACAGUAUGUUCCUCCGCCUCCCUCCAGUGAACCACCCACCGCCUUCCCACCUGUAACUACCACCUUCCCCCCAGGAGAUCCAAGCUAUGCAACCUCCACAUCAUAUGCCCCAACCACCACAUCUGAGCCCUUGUUCUCACACACUCCUCAGUCAUUUCCUCCACCUCCUCCUGGGGAUGCUACCUACACUGCCCCACAGGCGGGUGAGCCUGGAGCAUUUACCAACAAUGCUCCAGGGUAUGUGCAGCAGCCACCACCACCUCCACCUCCAACGGUGAAUGUUGACACCUUAGCCAAUCAACAGCAACAGCUACAGGAGCAGAUACACCAAAGUGAACAGAACCUGGCUGCACAACAACAAGUCCUGGAGCAGCAGAAAGAUGGCCAAGUCAGGGAGGGCAUAUAUGUGGCCAGAGGAGAAGUUUUGCGCAACGAGGCGGUCGAUCUGGGUUUUUCGACACAUGAGCUGGAUGAACUUUUGGGGCCCAUUGUUGAGUCGUGCACCAAAGACUCAAUCUCCAAUGGCAAGCACUGGAUCUUCACCAAUGCGCAGUCACCCACCAAGAAUCACUGGAUUGCACGAUAUCUACUCUGGAAAGCAACAGCCAACAGUGGUCCAUUUACUCACAAACUUCACAUCAUUUACUUGAUGAAUGAUGUCUUGCAUCACUGCUUGAGGGAGAAAAAGUUGCAGAAGGAGCCAGUGCAGCUCAUUGUAAGGAAAAAUGCGGAUGAUCUUAAGGAGGCACUUGAAAAGGUUUUAGCCCCCAUGUUCUGCAAUGCAAUGACAGUAGCCUCCGACGACCAGAAAUCCAAACUUGACAAGCUACUGUCGCUAUGGGAAUCCAAGAUCAACCUAGAAGAUGUUGUUCUAUUACAACUGAAAAAUCCAGUGGAAUCAUGGGGAGCAUUUGAGAAGGGAUUGAUUGACGAGUUCCCACAAGUAGUUGCAACUAUCAACCAACAUAUAGAUGCUACCUUUGAAGGGUAUAAACAGCAGCAUAAUGCAUUUGUCCAGCAUGCAACAGGACAGAUUCAGGCUAUUGAACAACAGAAACAGCAACUAGAACAACAGGCAGCAGCAGCUGCAGCAGCCGCAGCAGCAGCAGCAGCGGCAGCGGCGGCGGCAGCAGCGGCAGCAGCAGUAGCUGCCCCCGAAGCCUCUAGUAGUGAAGUGUUUUCCUCUUUUUUUUCUCCUCUCUCUCAACAGCUCAAGGGGGUGGCUACGCUAGUGCCCCUCCCCCUCAGCCACAGUUUCCUCCCCCUGCCCCGCCCAUGCCCUCUGCGCUGGACUUCAAUCAGCCUCCGCCAGGGCUUUCCUCCCGGUUUGCCGCUUGUCGACUUCAGCAAACCUCCCCCAGGAUUUCCUGUUGAAGAGCAGAAGGAAAAUUUGGUCCCCACUGUGCCAUAUUAUGAGCUGCCAGCUGGGCUUAUGGCCCCUCUGGUCAAGAUCGAAGACCACAAGUAUCGGCCACUCGAUCCUAAUGACCUGAGGCUCCCUCCACCCACACCACCCAGUGAGAGGUUGCUGAGAGCGGUAGAGAAUUUUUAUGCUCCACCUUCACAUGAAAAGCCACGAAACAGUGAGGGUUGGGAGCAGCUAGGUUUGUAUGACUACUACAAAGAAAAGAGUCAGUCAGUGAAGCGGAAAGAGACAGAGAUUAAUGAUGGAGUCCGGGAACGGUCUCGCUCCCCCUCUCCUGUCGUCAUUGAGCCACCACCAGAGGAAGAUGAGAAGCCAUCUGAUCAGCCAAUCAGGAGAUACAGAUCUGUGAGUCCAGAGAAGGUUGAGGAGAAAGUCAAGUCAUCCUCCCGAUCUCGCUCGAGCAGCAAGAGCCCAUCCCGACCAAGCAUGAACAAGCAGCGCUCCAUAUCCAGGUCACGGUCAAGAACUCCACCAAGAUCAAGACACAGGUCGCGGUCAAAGUCACCUCGUAGGUCCAACUCAGACUCCAGGUCACCCAGAAGAAACAGUAGGUCAAGGUCAAGAUCCAGGUCGAAAUCACCAAGGUCGCCUGUGAGAAUUCCAUUUAAACGAUCCGUCUCAAGAAGUCCAAGCCCCCCGUCAUUUAUGACGGGAUCAUUCCCCAAAAUGGACCAGAGGCUAGAUGAGAGCAACAAGGGCCACCAGAUGCUAAAGAAGAUGGGUUGGGGUGGCUCAGGUCUCGGGGUCAAGGAGCAGGGCAUCAGCGUUCCUGUGUCGGCCGCAGAAGUGCGAGAUUCCCCACAAGAGAGAUUCCGUGGCUUAGGGGUGCCUAGUGCCCAGAGCGACCCUUAUGAAGCGUUUAGGAAGAAUAAAGGACAGGCAUUUAUUAAUCGGAUGAAGGCAAGAGCCGAGGAAAAGUUUUAGAGAAUGUUAUUUUUUUUUUCUUUUUCUUUUUUUCUUUUUUUUUUGUGUGUGUGUGUACAUACAUAUAUGUGAUAAUAAAGAGAUUUGUCACAGAAUAUUUAUACCAAUUUGAAUAUUGUAAAGAAUUGAGAGUGAGGGCAGUAGUCUGAAUGAAAAGAAUGAUGAGGGACUUUGACAGAUCUACAGGAAUAGUGAGUUAUUAUAGGUUCUUUGAAAGUGAAUAUUGUUUCUGUUAUUUCCAUUUGAAAUGCGCACAGUAAGGAAAACUUAACGUUGUCAGGUAGUGAAUUAUUCACAAAGAAGUAGAUUAUUAAACAUUCAGAAAUGAUAUUAACACUUCAUCAGUGUCUUUAGAUCCAAACAAGUUAGGCCUAUUGAAGAAAAUCAUAAUCUUUAUUUUUUGUUUGUUCUUGAUUAUCAUAAAUUAAGUUCAGCUUUUGAUUAGGUAGAGUAAUAGGCAAUUGUAGAAUAUGGUCAUAACAGCUUGUUCUUCAGAUAUUGAACACGUGAUGGAAUUUUACUGGACAAUUGCUGCAGAUAACCUAUAUUCUUUAAGCAUAUUCUUUGCUCUGUUAAUUACAAGACUUAUGUAGAUCAGUCAUUGUUCUGGUGAAAUAAAAGUAAUUGCUGUCGA